Molecule: messenger RNA, 2103 nt
Organism: Ruditapes philippinarum (Manila clam)
Lineage: Eukaryota; Metazoa; Mollusca; Bivalvia; Venerida; Veneridae
Product: proline-rich protein 5-like
Exons: 9
Coding region: 156-1094 (312 amino acids)
Biological process (GO): TORC2 signaling
Cellular component (GO): TORC2 complex
Source: RefSeq, a predicted model, not a curated record
UUUAUAACUUAUUUCAGGAGGACGAGCCUAUUUCUGUCACUCUCUGACCACAUUCCGCCCGGUUAAUUACGCGCCUGGUAUAUAGACUUGUUGAAAUGACUUCCUGACGAAGAAGUAGAGAAACAAUUAUUCCUGUGCCUUGUGAAUAAAAUAAAAUGGAUAUUUUACAAAAUGGAGUAAGGACGCUUAAAAGACAUAGCAUAUCUAACAUCAGUGAGGCUAUCCGGAGCCAUAUUCACCGGGAUUCCUUGGGCGGUCUCGGACGGCAUUUAUUCUCUCCCGGCAAAUCAUCAGAAAUACCACUGAAAAAUGCCGAGUUUGCAAGUGUAGCGGGAGCUAUUGUUCAAUUAUUUCAAAGGACCAAGUUACAAGAAAAUGAACUUACAAUACUACAAGAAGCUGUCAGGAAUAUUACAAGAUCAGAUGGGCCGUCAAUCUACGACUACUAUAAGGACAGACUGAUAAAGAAGGGAAUGAUUUUAAUACGAGAAAAGAUAAAACACGAAUCGGCACAUUCACUAUUGGCGCAUUUAGGAGAAGAAUGGAACUAUUUUUACAGAGAAAUUUUACCAGUGUUACAAGCACUGUUAUAUCCUGCACAAACUAAAUCAUUGACAAUACGGCACAUUGCCUUGCUAGAGUUCCGUGACACUGUUUUAUUGAAGUUACCGGUGAAAGACGCUUUGUCAAAACUUACAAACUCCGAGCCAGUACCACCACCUAUACGUCAAAUGCUGUUAGUUUUGCAUGGAGUUCAUGAGUUUCCAUGUACAGACAAUGCUAUCGAGUUAGAGAAACUUCUUGCUAGAGUGACCUCUCCUCAUUUAGGAAUUAUGGGAUUAUAUUCCGGCGGAAGUGAACCAGACAUUCGGAGCAAUUAUAAACCUCCAGAGAAAAAAAUAUCAGAUGACACAAUGGACGCAGACGACGAAAUAAUGAUCGACGAUUUACGGUCGACAAUGGCAACUGUUUCUCCAAUGGGAAACCGAUUAAAUCAGAAACGUAGCUCUGGAAUUCUACACAAUCCUAUGUUGGCAUCUGUUAAAGAACAUGGUAGAGGUCAGAGGCGUAGGUACAGUAUAGCUACUACCUGACAUCCUGUCAACCGGAAAUGAAGGAUAUACUCGAAAUUUAUAGACAGCUGCAAGUGCGGGACGUGCAAUGACGGUUAGACACAUUGGGCCUUUAAAUGAAGGCUUUGUGUAGCCAACUCAGAUUUAAAUUGUCCAGUGUGAAAGCAAGGAGCUAUUUAACAGAUUAGACUUAAUUUGUCAAGAUUUCAUGGUAAACGUUGACAGUUGCUUUAUAUAAAAACUAGGUGGCGGUGAUUUCUGCAUACUGGACAAUAUAUAACUGGUAACCUAUGUAAAUUUAAACAAGAGUACAUGAACUUCUGUAUCAAAUGUGCUAAACUCGGAACAAACAAAUGAAUAGGAAAUUCACGAGGUCGAUAGCAGUAUAGUAAAGCGUGUCCAAAAAAGAGGAAUACGUUCUCGUUUAGGCAUUAUUUAACGUUUAUUCAUAUUUUUGUCUUGAUACUCGAUAGUUAUGGUUAAUAACUUCAACAGUUUCAAUUAACCCAAUAAAAUAAAUAAAUAAUCAAUUUUUGGCAUUGUAUUAUAUUAAGAAGAUACUGUUUUGUAAAAGUAUUGUAAAAUGUAUUUACUCUUACAACUAAUAAUAAUGUUACUUUAUUUUGUUCUGUACAGUUUCUUUAAAGCAAAUGCCUUUCAGAGACUUAGAUUUUGAAUAUUGCUUGGUGACUUUAUGCUGGAGAGGGCUUUGGGGAAAAAAUGAAACAGUUGUUGUAAAGAGGUUAUUGGUCUACAGAGGGUCGCUAUGCAGAGGUUACACUGUUAUUUCUCUUUGUGAGAUAGUGUUGUCUGAGGCCGGACUAUCUUUUUAUAUAAUAUAAGUACGCAUACAUUUGUUUGCGUUGAACUAUUUUUACAUGUAUGUAAUAAAAAUGCAUUGUCUACAAAACGUAUUGAUCUCAACAUUUGUAAGAAUCAUUGUUUUACAUGUACCGUUAAUGUAACAUAUUUGUCAGACCGUAUUAUAUAUAUCUUAUUUACUCAAGGGAUAUUUGAAGCAUUAAAAAUU